AUGUCGGCCCCAUUGGUCAAAGUCUUGCAUCGAAUGCAAGAACUCUUUACGAACAUAGUUGCCGCCUUGGAGGCUAUGCUAUUGUUCCCUUCCCUCUUCCGCGACCCCUCCCGUAAGCGGCGGAAGCCUUUCCAUGGAGCGUAUUGGGGACGUCGCUCUCUUGAUGCGUUUGCUGAUGAGGUGGAUCGUCUGUUCACGGCACCUUUGUCUGUGCAGAACAUGGUCGCCAUGUCAGACAAGAUCCGUGCGCAGUUCAAGUCUUGUCUACAAUCUAGCCCCGUCUGCAUGCUACCUUCUUACAACCAUGCCCUGCCCUCCGGAACAGAGACGGGAACGUUCCUCGCACUGGAUGUCGGUGGCUCAACGCUCCGGGUAGCAUUGGUUGAACUACGUGGGCAGGGAGACAUGCGCAUCCUUCACGUCUCGUCGUCGUACAUUGACGAAGAUGUCAAGUUGCUGGAGGGCACUCUCUUCUUUGAUUGGAUGGCGGAGAAGAUCGACUCGAUGCUACGCGAAGUGGGCACCAACUAUGGACGAGAGGCCGUGCCACUGUCGAUGGGAUUAUCGUGGUCGUUCCCCAUUGAACAAACGUCCAACAGUAGUGGUCUCGUUAUCCAUAUGGGCAAAGGAUUUCACUGUUCAAAUGGCACCGUUGGGCAAGAGCUGGGUGAUCUUAUCGUUCAGUCUUGUCGGAAGCGAGACCUCAAUGUCCAGGUGGAUGGGAUCGUGAACGACAGCUCCGCGACACUCCUCUCACGCGCCUACAUCGAACCCAAGACACGCAUGUCGCUUAUUCUAGGAACUGGAACUAAUGUGGCGAUCCACUUUCCAGUUCAUGAGAUUGGACUGACCAAGUUCGGUACGAGACCGCCAGGUUGGUUUGACUACGCCAAGCACGUUAUCGUCAACAGCGAAAUGAGCAUGUUCGGCGGCAGCAUCCUCCCCAAGACUCGCUGGGAUGAGGUUUUGAACCGGACACACCUCCGGCCGGACUACCAACCUCUGGAGUAUAUGAUCACUGGGCGUUAUCUGGGAGAGAUCAUCCGUCUCAUCAUUGUUGAAGCGGUGGAAACUGCCAAGCUCUUCGGCGGGGAGUUGCCUCAUUCGAUGCGCGAUGCGUAUUCAUUCGACACCAGUAUCGUUGCAGCGCUGGAAGCUGAUACAACCCCGCUUCUCUCAUCGUCUGCGGCGCUUCUACAGAAGGAGCAUACAUUUACCGUGUCACCGUCUGUCGAGGAUUUGCGCUUCCUUCGACGAGUCUGCCAGGUCGUCUCUAAGCGAGCAGCAGGAUAUCUGGCAACGGCAAUUCACAGCAUGUGGUGCCUGCGGAAUGAGGCAGAGUUUCCCGCGACGGCCCCUCCUUCGAUCAAGGAAACUCAAGAGGUGACCGUGAUAGAAAGCGAAGAGAAUCACCGGAGUCUGUCAAUCGCAUGCGACGGCAGUGUCAUCAACAAAUACCCUGGGUUCCGGGACCGUUGCCAGGGUUAUUUGAAUGACCUUGUAAAGGAGACGAACGCAUCGCGGCCAUCGUCGGACACCACCACGGAACCUCAGGUGUGCCUGGACCCGGCACCUGAAAGCGCUAUACUGGGAGCGGCCGUAGCAGUGGCUGUCGCCGUUGCGGAGAAGAAGCUCGAGUAG
Molecule: messenger RNA, 1641 nt
Organism: Aspergillus tubingensis
Lineage: Eukaryota; Fungi; Ascomycota; Eurotiomycetes; Eurotiales; Aspergillaceae
Product: putative hexokinase
Exons: 1
Coding region: 1-1641 (546 amino acids)
Biological process (GO): intracellular glucose homeostasis; glucose 6-phosphate metabolic process; glycolytic process
Cellular component (GO): cytosol; mitochondrion
Molecular function (GO): ATP binding; D-glucose binding; fructokinase activity
Source: RefSeq, a predicted model, not a curated record